CUAAAAAAAAUCUUUGCCUUUGAACCUUAUGAAUAGGAGGUUAACGCUAAAAAUAGUUUACAUAUCUACUCUUGCUCUGUUCUUCCUCGUCUCACUAUUCCGAUGGAACUUACCGGCGAACCCAUUCGGGUCCAAUCCAUAAUCCAAUCGGGUCUCUCCCAAGUCCCACCCGAAUACAUCCAACCCCCUCAAAACCGACCCAUCAACACCGAUCCCACUGCCACCAUCCCCGCCAUCGACCUCUUCAACUUCAACACCAACCACCGCAACUCCACCCUCGAAUCAAUCUCACACGCCUGCCGCGGAUGGGGCGCAUUCCACGUAACCAACCACGGCAUCCCACCAUCCCUCCUCGACGCCGUCCGCAACUCCGGCCUCACCUUCUUCAACAACUGCCCCAUGUCGGAAAAACUCAAAUAUUCCUGCACUGCCGGCACCGCCGCGUCGGAGGGAUACGGAAGCCGAAUGCUUGUCAGCUCCAACGAUCACGAGGUUCUUGAUUGGAGAGAUUAUUUUGAUCAUCACACUUUUCCCCUUUCUCGCCGGAACCCUAUUAAUUGGCCGGAUUUUACCUCCGAUUAUCGCGAAAUAAUGGUGAAUUACAGUGAUGAGAUGAAAAUUUUGGCGCAAAAGUUAUUAGCUUUGAUAUCGGAGAGUCUUGGGUUACAAUCUUCUUGUAUUGAAGAUGCUGUUGGGGAUAUCUAUCAGAAUAUUACUGUUAGCUAUUAUCCUCCGUGUCCUCAACCGGAUUUAACGCUUGGUUUGCAAUCUCAUUCUGAUUUUGGUGCUGUUACGCUUUUGAUUCAAGAUGAUGUGGGUGGUCUUCAGGUUCUUAAGGAUGGUGAUGGUGGUGAUAAGUGGGUUACUGUGAAGCCUUUGUCAGAUGCUAUUCUUGUUCUUUUGGGUGAUCAAACUGAGAUUAUAACAAAUGGAAAGUACAGGAGCUGUGUGCAUAGAGCAGUUACUAAUCCUGAUAGAGCAAGGCUCUCUGUGGCAACAUUUCAUGACCCAGCCAAGACAGUCAAGAUCUUCCCUGUUUCUGAACUAAUAAAUGAUUCAUCACCGGCAAAAUACCGGGGUGUUGUUUAUGGAGACUAUGUCUCAUCAUGGUAUACCAAAGGCCCCGAUGGAAAACGAAAUAUUGAUGCGCUUCUUCUGGAAUCUUAAGUUGUUUUUUCUUCAACCUUGUUUUAGUGUACAAAAGUAUGUGGGAGGUUGAAGAAGGUAGUAAAUUAUUUAUCAUGGAGAGGCCGGAUAUCGACAGACCUUUUAUAUGGAUCUGGGAAUUCAACUAAACCUGAGAAUAAGGGAAAUUUGUCAAUUUGAACAAUAAAGGUGCGGGUUAAGCUUUACAGAAAUCCAUAUAUUUAUUUGAUUCUUAAUACGUAGAGUUUAUUUGAUAGGAUGUUCAACAAUGUGAGUAUAAAAUGUAAAUACCAGAGAAUGUCUUCCUUAAUAAUGAAAAGAGUAGUGCUAGGAACACUUAUUUUAUCAAUCUCUUUUCAACAUUCGUUUUCUUAUUGAAUAAAAUAAUGUUGGUCCACCAUUUUAUUUUA
Medicago truncatula (barrel medic) is the source of this 1556-nucleotide messenger RNA. RefSeq names its product probable 2-oxoglutarate-dependent dioxygenase At5g05600. The transcript has 2 exons. Bases 103 to 1167 code for a protein of 354 amino acids. Lineage: Eukaryota; Viridiplantae; Streptophyta; Magnoliopsida; Fabales; Fabaceae. The record is from RefSeq and is a predicted model, not a curated record.